Molecule: messenger RNA, 402 nt
Organism: Clonostachys rhizophaga
Lineage: Eukaryota; Fungi; Ascomycota; Sordariomycetes; Hypocreales; Bionectriaceae
Source: the annotation of a GenBank genome assembly
AUGUUGGGCGACUUCCAAUACCGCCAUCUUCCCGCGCUCUUCACUGCGGCCGCUCAGUGCUGGGGCACCAUAUGGCCCAUCAUCAACGGCAGCACGGCCAGUGUUAUGCUGCACUACGGUCUGCCAAAGCGCAUCACCCACGUGCCCGAGACGUGGCCCGUCUGGCAGGCCGGUGGCGCUCGCACCGCCUGUCUCGGCAUUCUGAUGUUCGUCUUCUACGCCCAGCGGCGGUAUGAUACUCUCGACACCUUCCUGAUAAUCAUCGGCGGCUACUUGGGAUUUGUGGACUGUAUCAUCCUCUCGAAACAAGGGCUGGCUUCGGCCGGCGUCUUUCGCCUGCUGGGCUCUCUUGUGUUUGCAAGUCUGGGCGCGAUUGGCUUCACCCAAGGUCCAGCCUCCUAG